Neospora caninum is the source of this 23922-nucleotide messenger RNA. RefSeq lists its product as hypothetical. Lineage: Eukaryota; Apicomplexa; Conoidasida; Eucoccidiorida; Sarcocystidae. The coding region runs from base 1 to 23922 and encodes 7973 amino acids. The record is from RefSeq and is a predicted model, not a curated record. The transcript has 10 exons.
AUGAGUGGUCGUGGAGCCGCGGCGCCCGCCGCUGGCAAACCAGUUGGAGACGCAGGAAAAGGCGCGGCCUCUGGUGACGACUCUGCGCCCAAUGUACCAGAAACCGCGACGUCGUCUCGGCCGUACAUGCGCGUUCUAGGCCCGGCGUCGUCUCGAGGCGGCUCUCACAAGAGCGUGCGAGUAGAUGCGCUGACCUAUCAGACGUGGACAAAUCCGUAUCUCCCUGCAGGCGCCUCGGCGCAGGCACUGAGAGAGGAAUCCGAGCGAGCUCUGGCUGCCGAGGCGAGUUUCGAUCGGCAGCUGCUUUCCGUGGAUGCCAAGCUGAGGGCCGCGCGAGAAGACGGGGAGGUAGACCAGGAAGCCGAAGGCCCAGGCGAGGCAGAAUGCGGAGAGGCCGGAAGCGAGGGAGACGACGGAUCGCGAGGAAGCGCCGACCUCGCAGAACAAGAGCAAGAAGGGAUCGCGCCGCACCGUGAAACCGGUCAGAGUCCGGCACAGCCGGAAGCGAUGAAGGAGGCGACACGGGAGAAGGUGGAUGCGGGCCAGGAGGCGGGGCCUCCGAGGGGAUGCGCAGCGGCGCAUGCCGAAGAGGAGGGAGACGCGCGAGACGAAGAGGGAGACACCGCGUCAUGUGAUCGGUGUCCAAAGGGAGACUCGCUGCCACGUCAUGGCAACGACUCUCAGAAGGAAGACGGUGAGCUCGCGCCAAUGCGCAAUCCAGCGUUGACGCCGGCAUCGCCGCUGCACACGCCGCGUCCGAGUCGAGAGGAGAGACGCAGAACUGGCGCCGCGCCCACUCUUGAGGACGUCGCAGUCUCGGCCGAGGAUGAGAAAAGCGACGGGGAGGCAGACGCCGUUCGAUGUGUGAAGGCGGAGUCGCCCGCCUCGGGCCCGUCGCCCUCGCCGGCGUCUGACCAGGAGACGCCCCGCGGACUCCAAGGGAGCCGCGAGGGAUGCGCGUCAAGCUCCCCACGCUGGGCGAAGGCGCCGCCUCGAAAUCCAACGCAGCGUGCGUCUCCGUCGGGCCCUGGACAUCUCGUGAAUUCGGCGGCAGCCCCCUCUGCGCCGCCCAGUGUCGUCGCAGUGCCCGUCGCCCAGCUGGUGACUCCCAUGCCUUUCAAGGUCUUCGACGCCGCGCCCUUUCUUCUCAGCCGCGCGGCCAGUCCGCGUGGAGGGAAGCGGGGCGCGGGCCUCGAGAAGAAGGGUAAGCGGAAUCCGACUUGUCAAAAUGCAUCUGAGGCGGCGGGGCCCGCCGCGGGCGCGGCUGCAGCGCCGAAACGCGCGUUGCAUGGGGCCAGUGAGAGAGGCGGACGGAAGACAGAGAGGAGCGGAGGCGACGAGGAGAAGGCGGCUCGGGGCGGAGGUGGGCGAGGACGACGCCGGGGCGGAGGCGUGUCAGGAAGUGAGAGAGGCGCGCCAGGCGGGCACGCGGAUCUCCGAUAUGUCGCUGUGAACGAGCCGUCUGAAGAAGAGCUUGCAGAGCUUCAGCAGCAACAGCUUCGAGUGUUGGAGGAGGAGACUGCCGCCUUCGCCGACGGGUGCCGAGACUGGUCUGGAGACUUCAACUGCUUGGACCAAGAGAAGGUCUACGGCUGUCUCUAUGUUCACCGCAGAGUCAAAGUGCUUCAGUCCCGCGACGCGGCCGCUCCUUCGGGGACCGCAGGCGGCGACGCGACGCCUUUCGCGUCCCCGGGCGGAGUUUGCUCGUCAGCCUCGAGUCGCCCAGACGAGGAAGGGUGGCGGACGUGGGAAGAAGAAGAAGACCUCAAGCAGCAGCAGAGAAUGUGGUCUGAGGAGGGCCAUGGAAAAGAGUAUGGUGCAGGCCUGGCACCGGAAGGUCCAGGGGGAAGAGCUAGGGAAAGUCUCUUGCAGAUUCGGCAUCCCCAUAGCUUCGACGCCUCGUCGAACUUCGUUGCCCAACACCUCCACACGCCGGCCCGAAAGCUUCAAGAGCGGGCGGCGGCUCUCUACGCGUUCCAAGAUUCGUGUUGUCCGUCUGGCGAUCGAGACGAGAAACGUCCUUCUGCUCCGCCGCCUUCGUCCCUAGCAUCUUCCUUCCCGUCCCUCGUUCUCCUGCCGCACCUCCUCACAUCCACGGGCCCGUCGGCAGCGGGAGCGUCUGCAUCUGCGCGCUCGUCGUCAGCCUUCUCGUCGCCUCUCAAAACCAAGUCGAGCUUUCCAGCUGUCGCUUCGGACUCACUUCCCUCGGAUGCAGCUUCGCUCCUCUCUGCGAGUUUGGAUUCAAGCGGCGCGUCUGGUGCGCGCGCCGUGUCUGGCACCGUCCCGCGCGCUCUCGUCUCCUUCAGUGCGCUUCAAAAUCUCCACCAUAAUGUCUCCGUGCAACUCCGGCUGGUCUCCGAUUGGAGACGCGCUGCGGCGAUCGCCCUCCAGGACGGCGCGACCGGUCCGGCUGCGCCGCUCUCUGCAGCGGCGAGGCUAGCAGAGCUGAUUGCGGGAGAGGAGGAGCGUGGGCGACAGUCUUCAGAGGACGACUCCAGUGGGGCGCAAGAUGAAGCGACGCGCGGAGACCUUGCAACGGAGGGUGAACGCAGGGGCGAAGCGGGCGGAGACGCGCGAGAGCCCAACGGGGGCAGCGCCAGUCACACGCAGCAGAUGCAGGACAAGCGACAGGUGCCGGAGACCUGCGAGUCGGGUCUCAGUUCCUUUUUGGCGCCUUCGAUGAACAAACCUGGGUUGAGUGGUCGGACAAAGUGGGAGAGAGAGCGGCGAGGUCGACUGUUUUCUGUCCCUCUGGGAGGACGCCUAGACAUCGUAGAGGGAGAACAACUCCUUCAGGAAGGUCUCCUCCUUCACCGUUUCGUGGGGCUCCAAGAUCAGCUUCGACCUUUGGCGCAACGGGUGAAACGCUCGCGCGCGUUCGCCGCAAAGAUUCGUUCUCUCCUGCGAGGUGAGGAUCCCGCGUGUUCCACGCCGCAGAAGGCUUGUGGCCCCGACGCAGACCAGGCGGCCCCCACGCCGGCCGCGCCCGCUCGCCCCACCAGCUCGGGCGCCUCAGCGCGAAGUCGAAGUUCGCCCGCGGGGACCGACGGUGCGGCGGCGUCUCCGCGGACGCCCAGCGAGCACGCGACUGGCCCUCAGGAGUCUGGGCCCGGAGUUGGGGGCGACGGCUCGGGGCCGGGCGCAGGCGGGGCUGGCGGGGAGGACGCCCCGGGAGCUGGCAAGAAGGAGCGGGACAGGGUGUCGCGUCGCGUGCGCAUCCCGAUCGGUGCGCUGAAAGCGUUGCUGAUUGAAGGUUUUUUUUCGGUCCCUUUCUUAGUCCCCGAGUUUCUGUACCUGCUCCAGCAACUCCAGCAAAUGCUGACGUGGAGGCAGCUGCUGCAUGCAGCGGCUUCUGCCGGGGAUCUCCAGCAGUGCGAAGAGCUGCUGGAGGAGGCGGACGACGUCUGCGUCUUCAUCCCCGGAUGGGAUGACUACAAGGGUCACGUGGCUGCCGCCGCGUGGAUCGAGAAGGUCGAGCGUUUGCUUCAACGGCCUGUACGCCUCCAGCUUGCUAUCGCCUUGAUCAAGGACGAGGGAGGAUCCUCCGUCUAUGUGCAGCAGAGCGCGUGCAUGCGCGAACUGAAGAAGCGGCUGAGAGCUGCGCAUCAGUGGAUCUGCCGAGUCCGCGCGCGUCCGUUCCGGAAGUACCUCGACGUGUCGUGUCCCGACAAAAAGCUGAUUGAGGAACUGAACCAGCUGGCGACAGAGAUCGAGCUCGUUCUCCCAGCCUCCGAACUUCAGCAUCCGUUCCUCCCACAGCCGCACGCCGCGUCAGCCACUCCGGCUCACCGCGCCUCGGGUGCCGAGCAGCCGUCGUUCGCGCCUGGUGCGCCAGGUGCGUCCGGUGUGACCUCCCCGGCGCAGCAGUCUGCGGCUUUGAAGUGGGCGAAGAGUGGAGCCAAGCAGGGGUCGGCCGCGUCGCCGUCGUCGCCCCCGUCUUCGCCUCUGCUUGAAAAUGGAGACGGGAAGAACUCCGAGUUCGGCCCGGAGGCGGCGGACGGGGCACUGCCCUUUGGGGAGGAGAAACCGACUCCUGAGGAAGUCGAGGAGUUGGUGUGCGCGCACGCGUCCAUGAAAGUUCAGCUGUCAGCGGCGAAGUUCUUCGAGGCGCUUCACGGCCGCUGGCGCAAGUGGCUGAAACGGUCCAAGAAGGUGGGAGCGAGUUCGCUGUCUCUCCCCGAGACCCAGCAACUCCUCCAAGAAGGCGAGAGCCUCGGCGCGUGCCUCAACAUCCACCAGUGGCUUCUCGACCUCCGCAAGCACGUCGAGGCGGCGACACAAUUCACGACGCGGGCGCGCCUGCUGCUCGACCGAGCGGCGGGCGCCGCCGUCGCAUCCGCGGCAGAACGGGCGAGCUGGAGCGUCGGGUCUCUGGACGCGUUCCGCCGAAAAAGCAAACUGCAGCCCGAGGAUCUUCAGCACGUGCUCGAGCUCCAGCAGCAGAGACGCGAUGGCACAGCGGCUGCGGGCGACACGGGGAGCGGCGCCGGCGACCAAGUCACUCCGGACCGAGCGGGCGCAGGCUCGACCGUCGGAGACAGUGGGGGCGGCCGAGUGACCCGAGGCGGUGGCGCUGCACAGAGGUCUCCGGGGACCGGGGAGGUCGAGGUGGGAGACAUGGCAGGGAGAAAGAGGGAAGGCGAGGGUGGAGACGCAGACGGCGCAUCAGGAGGAGAGGAAGGAACGGCUGUAGACCACUGUCGCGCGUCCUACGAGGAACUCCUGGAAGUCAUUGGACUGCAUGAUUCCCUUGUAAUCAAGAACUGGCCACUCCACCAGGAGCUGCAGGAGCUUCGCGAGAAGGCUGGCCGAUGGCUGAAGCGGGCCGUCGAUCUCAUCGGCCCAGUUCGGUCCCCUGUCCAAGAUGGAGCGCGCCGGAUCGACGUGCGCGCCGACGGUGCGGAUCGGGCGGCGCCAGAGGCGGCUUUCCACGCAGGGUUCCAACGCGCGGAAGUCUGCGGCGUAGGAGGCGCACCCAGCGAAGACAGGGGGCUAGUCAGCGCGAGCAACGGCGCUUCGAACGACGCAUCCGAUGACUUCGCUCAGCUUCCCAGGGAUGUGGAUGGGGCGCCCGACGCACUCGCUGUCAAGGAGGGAGUGCCCGACCGUGCGGAUCAAGCAGGCACGUGUUACCCCCCCGCGUUGAUUGGCGGCAGCCCGACAGUGGUGCGGCAGGCUGCGCUGUUGCUGCUCGACUGCGACGGCGUUUGCAUCUGCGAAGCGACGGAGAAACGCCUGGAGCAGCUGCUGAAAUACGCGCUUUGGUGUCGACGCGUCCACGCCAUGCAGUGCCCCGUGGACGAAAAGGAGGUCAAGGAGCUUCUCGAGGAGCCGACGCGCGAAGGCUUCUUCGAAUGGAUCGAUCGCCAGACGCCCGUCCGCCGCCUGAUGCAGGCGGCGGCCUCAGCCCCUCGAAAGAGCGCGAAAACGCUCGCGUGGAAACGCGAUUUGGCAGAGACAGUUGAGGCUGCGGGCGAGGCUGCGGCGACCGCUGCUGCUGCCGACGUGGCCGCAGCUGCUGAGGCGCGGCGGGCUCUGGAGAGCGGAGGAGUCGCGGCGGGAGACGCCGAGGAGGCAGCGAGGGCAGAGAAAGAGGAUGAAGAGGGACAAGGUGCGGGCCCAAGCCUGGAGGAGGAGCAGGAAGAGGAAAAGGCAGCGAACGCGUCUGGGGAUGUCAGCGGCGAGACGGAGAAGGAGACAAGCGCACAUGCGGAAAAGACCGACGAAGGCGAAGGGGAGAAACGGACGGCAGAGACGGAAGGUGACGUCGAAGAUGACGACGAGGAUGCGAAACAGGGUGACGAACAAAGCCGCGAGCCUCCGCUCGGGAUCGAAGACGCCGCUCAAAACGACGGUGACGCCCGGCAGCUCGCAGCCUGGGAUGCGUUGACGAAGCUCCCCGAAUUCGAGUUCAUCCAAGCGCUAGACGCCGUUUCCUGCCACUGGAACGAGCGACUUGAAAGGUUGAAGAGCGCCUCGCCGCUCCCGACCGCCUCCGAGUGGCGCCAGCUGUUUGAGGAGGCGGCGGAGGCGCCAGUGCGACUCGUCUCGCUGCGCGCGGAGGUGCACAGCUACCUGCAGCAGCAGCGGCGCGUCGAGGAGCAACUCCGUCAGACGUGUGCGUCCCCGGCGUCUUUCUCGUCGCUGAAGCAUCUUCGCCAGAUGCAGAAGGAGGUGCGCGGCUGCUGCGUUCGCGUCGAGAUGUGGGCGGCAGUGGAGGAGCGCAUCGGCCUUCUCCAGCACAUGGAGCAGCAAGCGCUGGCGCUCGUGCGGACGCGGCAGCCUCUCGUGGAGCUGCAGGCCUUCCUGGCCGAGCAACAGAAGGUGCUCGAGCUCCCCGAGGAGACGCCGGAUUUGCCGCACCGGACGCGGGUCAAGGAGGCCGUCGCCAGCGCCGAAGCGUGGGCUAAGCAAACCGUUACUUUGCGAGAAAAGGGGGCGACGCUCCAGCAGUGGCGCCAACAUGUCCACCGGGGCAGCUACCUGAAGGUGAUUGCUCCCGGCGUCGAGAAGCUUCGGCAGCAGCUGGCCCAGAGCGAGGAGUGGAUGGCAAUCUACGAAAAGCUCUUGGAGUUGCCUCAGCAGCUGCGCGCCCACCGCCGGCGCCAGCGGACUGUCUCCGGAAAGUCGCCCCUCUCCCUGACCUUGUCUACGUCGUCUCUCGCGUCGGCUCUUUCCUCCCCGUUCCCGCCGCCUGUCGCCGGGGGGUCGUUCUAUCAUCCCGGCUCUCUCUCGCCGUGCUCGCUCGGAGGUCAGCUGUACCACCGUGGAAGCACGUCUCUCUCAGACACCAGUCAGGCUGGGGUCGGCGGCGCGAGCCUUCCAGGAACAGUUGGAACUGGAGUCGGUUACUUUGCUGCUCAUGGCGUCCAGCCUUUCCCUUCGUCACCUCUCGACUCUGCUGGGUAUCUCGGCGCCGCACAGUACACACCCGGGCAAGCCAGUUCGCCCCGGCAUGGCGCGGCUGCGGCUCACACGCCGGGCGCUUCGAUGCAGGGGAGCGUCACUCCCUUGUCACAGGGGAAUGCGGCUGCAGAUCUCGGAGGCGGGGGGACUGGCGGGUCUGGCGGUUCCUUUGUCGCCACUGCCUUGUCCGCGGUGUCUCCGCAUUCUGCCAAGCAGUCGUCGUUCGGCGUGCAGUCUCCGCUGUUCACUGUCCCUCCCGAGGCGGGCGGAAGUGCAAGCAGUUUCCGGAGCGCCCCGAGUCCGGCGACUGCUCACCCGCAUGCAUUCGCUGCCGCCCCGCAGCCUUCCCAAACAGUUCAGGACGGAAAAGAAAAGGCGCAGAGGGGCCGAGAGACGUCCGAGGCUGCAGGCGCAGAACCGCUGUCCUGCUACCUGACGCUGGAGGACGCGGAGAGGCUGACGCGCCAGCCGUUCGGCUUGGGCACCUGCCUGUCGACCUUUGCAGAGUUGUGUGUGGAGACUGAGGCUGCGAAGAAGCUGCAGCGGUGGAGGCGCGAGGAGGCCAGGAAGAGGAAGGGCGAGGAGGCGGAAACGCACUGGGGCUCGACACGCAAUGGAGUUGAGAACAAGGUCGGCACUCUCGACGACAGCGGAACAGCGUCCGACGGGCAGCCAGAUGGCCGCGAAACGCCGGGAGACGGAACGAGUGCUGACACACACGGCGGAACAGGCUCCGGAGGCGGGUUGAGCAAUCUGCGAACUGAGGCGGAAGCUGGAACGCCUCGCCUGCACUCUUCGUCUGAGGGGCUCGAGAGGGCCGCUGGAGAGGCCGCGAGUGAAAGCGCUAAGUCCGCCUCGUUGGUGGACCCUCUGCGGGGAGGAGACGAAGAGGGACGGAAGGGCGAGCAAGGCAGCCGCGAGGGCGACUCGCCGUCCUCCGUCUCCCCCCCAGGGGAGUUGGCGGAAGAGCAGGACGCGUGGCGACGCCAAGAAGCGGAAGCAGAGAUUGCUCGGCGGGAGGCGCGGCUCGAGCACCUGGGCACGCGAGAGGCCUUCCGCCAGCUGAAGAGAACCACGAAACGGCUCCAGCGGUUGUUGGCGGAGUGCAAGGCGGCCCCUGUGCGCGUCGCGGAAUCCAGGUUCCUUCAGGCCGAGCUGCGCAUUCGAAGCGUGAACCACCAGCUGCUUUCGCUCCUCAGAUGCUCCCGCCACCCGCUGGAGGUCGCGGGAAAAUUCGUCCAGGAGGUGGAGAAGAGAAACCUGGAGGAGCCCAAGCGACGCGCGACAGAGCCAGCCCUGGCCACUGGGGACGUGUCUGCAGGGGAGGAGGCGAAGCAAGGCCAGGAGGAGUCUCAGGUUGGAGGCGAGCGUGGAUUCGAGGGCGAGGAAGACGAGGCGGAAGGAGAGGAGGAUGAAGAAGAACAGAUGGGGACACAGCGGGUCGCCGGCGCUCCUCACGCGCAGCCCCAAGUUACCCACCAUAUGCGGACGCGGAAACGCGCAGCCGCGCAGACGCCGGCUUCUGCGACGCUUGCCGCAGGUUCCGCCGACGGCCAGGCGCCGUCCCAGGCUCCUCAGUGCAGCGGCGAAGUGGCUGAGGUUGUGAAUCUUACUCACGGUCAAUCGAGUCGCGACGACAACGGGCAAGCCUUUCAGUCUCCCGGAGUGGAGACGGAGGCAGCAGGACAAGAAACCUCGCCGUCGGAUCCGACUGCUGCCGCGCCGACUGCCGCCGCGUCCCCGCCAGGGUCUCAGGGCGCGCGGGGAUCGCAGAAGCGGCCGCCGCCGACGCGCCGCAGCUCUCGCCCUACGCGUCGGCCGCGCACCCACGGCAGGUCGCCCUCUCGGCCGUCGCCUGGCGCGAACAAGGCAGGGGAGGGCGCAGGUGGAGACGGUGUCUCCUCGCCGUUGACCGCGGUGUCGCCGGCGCAAGGGCCCGGGACCAGUCUGGGCGCGACGGCUGGCCCACAGGCGCCGGGGACCCUGCAGGAGUGUUCAGCUGGGAAGCUGGCGGGGCAGGCAGCAGCGGCAGGCGUCUCGAGAGUUGGAGGCGGGGCGUUCUUCUCUGCUGGCGGGGGCCUGUGGGACUCGGCUGGGGCGACUGUGGGGUUCGACACUGUGCGGGCGUCUGUCGGAAUCGCGAUGACUUUCGUGGCGACGCCUGGCGAGCGGGAAGAGACGGAAGACGUCAGCUCCGGCGACGAAGACAGCGAAGAGGAGGACGAGCGAAUCAGGAUUCUUCAGGAAGUCCAUCCUCUCGACGGUCAGGCUGCUCUCCAGUUCAUUUUGCACAGCAAGACCGGUAAAUCCCAGCGGCGCAGCUCGCCCGGUGGCGAGGGCGUUGCGAGCCUCUUGGCGCUUCUUCAAGACUCCGACAAGAAGGAAAAAAGCAGAGGAGUUUGCCGCUCCGGUGAGGCCACGACGGGCGACGAGGCACGAGAAGUGGAUGAACGCAAAGCGCAGGAUGACGCUUCGCUCGUCCCCUUCGUUGGUCCGCCGUCACUGAUCAUCGAUUUGCCUGGCUUCGCCGCGCUCAAAACUCGCGUCGCGGCAGCCUCGCGGUGGCUCGAGCUGUACAAACACCUGAAGCUUCCGCUGGACAGCUUCUGCGGCGUUGUUGGCAACAGAGAGGAAGCGGCCUCUGCCGGCCAGCAACUCGAAGUCUUCAACCUGGCCCAUCGUCAGAGACAGUUCCUGCUUUGGGAGCUCCGCCAGCUACAACUGGAAGAGACGGGAGGCUCGUGCACAUGCAAGGAGGAGGAAGAGGACGCAGAACAAGACGAAGAGGAGGAGACUUCGCCAACGGCGGGUGCUGGUUCAGAGGCCGGCUCCGCAGGUGCGACCUCCGAGGAGAAAGCAGCACAGACCCGCGCGCGACACGAGAGCGAAGAAGGGUCAGAGAGGAUCGAGAGGAGAGAGGACCGACAGGAGGGAGAGAGGAGAGGCGGCGUAGAACUGGAGCUGGCCGACGCGGCUGUGUCGUCGGCUGCGGAUGCGGCCGAGCCUCGCUCCGUCUCAGAGCGGUCGCGUACGCGAGAAGAGGACAGCUCGGAUCGAAGCAUGUCGCUCUUGCGAGGUGAAGACGUCGAGACUCCUGCGCAUUCCUCGCCUUCAUCCGAAAAAAUCAGUCCAGUGGAAAACGAGAAAAGCAACGAGAUCGGUCCUUCCUCGUGGACCGGCGAUGUUGGCGCGGAGGGUCGGAGCCGACCUGCAAAGGCAGAGACCCAGCAGGCAACGUGCUGCGCACACAAAUGCUGUCUCAGCGGCACAUCUGGCGGCGCCUUUCGCCACCGCGCCUCUCCAUUGUUUAUUCUCAAGUGUUUCCAACUCGUGCUCCCCUUCCUGGCUGACGAAACCCAGAAGCUCCUCUUGUACAUUCUCCUUCAUGGGCUCGAACCUCGCACGCGGCAGCACAUGCAUGUUGACCUCGAGAAGCUGCUCCACCAUUUGCCGGCCCCUCUCCAAGUCAACCCGGAUCUCCUGGCUGCUAUGAGUGGCGGCGAAGAGGCGGAAGCGGAGAGUGGCGAGACGCCGCACUCAGAGAAGGACGCGGAAACGACUGCAGAGGCGAAACUCGAGCGAGCGGCAAGGGCGGAGCAGAUCGCCAGUGUACAAGGUGCGAAGCAGGUGGAGCACGCUGGCGAGGGGCGCGGCGAAAAGGAGCAGGACUCGGAGAAAGUGCAGUCUGACGCGAGUGCGCCGAGCGAGGCUCGAGGGCCUGAGUCGGAUUCCUUGCCCCCAUACGUGCCCACCGACGAACCGGUGUGUCCCUGGUUCCUCCCCGUUUCGCGAGUCGCCCCGCCGUCGUCUCUUCUCCCCCCCCAGGGUCCCGGUACGGUGUCGGGAUCGGCACCCCAGAGCGCUUCGGGAGGCCCCGUUGGGGCGAAGAAGAACGCCUCUCAGUCGUUGGCCGGUGUCGGUGGGGGGUCGGCGCUGCCUGCCGCUAACCCCGCGAAGGUGUCUGGUGGUCACGGCGCCUCGGCUGCUCCCGCGGGAGCUGCAGGCGCCGCAGGCGCGUCGUCCACGUCUGGAGGUGCGGCGUCGUCUGCAGGGCCCUCAGGGGCUCCUCCGGCAUCGCCCUUCGAGGGGGACGGCGGCGUCGCGAGCUCCGAGGCACUGCGGAAGCUUUUGGGGCCGGAGAUGAUCAAGAAACUCGGGACGUUGCCUCCGCCGCCUUCCGCGCCAGCACCGAUCUACGCGUUCCACCUCUUGACUGCCUACGCGCUCCAGUAUCGACACCUGACGUGCAGCAAGGUCCCGUGGCCAAUCAGCGAUAUCAAAACGUACCCGCCGUCCCUCCUCUGUCUCUUCAGAACCGUCAAAGAGAGGAAGAGUGUCCUCGAACACAUCACCAGCUAUACGUCCUCCAGCCGCCACGCGUCCAUAGGUGCCGCGUCUCUCCGGGCGAUGCACGGCGCUUCAGGCAGCCUCGAUGCGUCCACCGCCGCGUUCUUCCCGUGCUUUGUCCCUCCUGGCCUCCCCGCGUCCUCCGCCGGCGUCCCUCAGGGCCGGGUCGUGGGGGCGCCAGGAGCGUGGGGAAGCCGCGCGGCACCUGGGAACCCGCGGGCGCUUCUGUAUGCGCGUGGGUUGCCGCAGAGUGGAGCCGAAGACCUUCCCACCCCUGACUUCAAGUUCCCUCCAGGACUCGCCGGGGUCCCGCCCACGCGAGGCGCGGCCGGCUCGGCCUCCGUACGACAGAAAGGAUGUGGACGCGCCGGAAGGACAGGCAGCAGUCGGGCCGUGGACGGGCCACUUGCGGCGUCUCAGAAGCGGCAUCGUUGUCUGGAGGACGGAGGCCUCGUGCACGCGUCGGACGGGGUUGCAACUCGUGACUCGCCUUUCCAGGCUUCCGCGCCGCCUGCAGCCUCCCCCCUGCUGCUGCCUCCUCCAGGUCUUCCCACGUCGAAAGGUGCGGGCGGCCCCUCGCUUCAGUCGCCCACGUCGCUCUUGAGCGCUGCGCAGCCAAUGGACUCGACGCCAGCUGCGACGUUUCUCCCCGAGCCGAACCUCGAAGGCACAGACGCGCUUUUCCCUGCGCUCUUCGCGUGGCGGAGAGGAGACCAGUCGCUGGUGACCGGCCUCGAAUCUCUCGCGGGGUCACCUGACGCGCACUCAGCGGCUCUCCAAAGGCAACUGGAGCAGCUUCGCCGCGCGGCCGCAGUCGCCGCAGGUGUGCUGCCGUCUGCCUUCUCGGCUUCUGGCCCGCCGGCGUCGGAGCUCGCCUCAGCAGCUGGGAGUCUCGCAGGUGGAGACGGUCUCGGGGGCGUGCCGGGUCUCUUGGGCAAAGGAGGGAGGCUUGGCGGAGCUGCGGCGGGCGUGUUCCCGGGCCAACUGUUCGACGGCAGUCAGAGUUACCCGCGGCCCGAGAGCGCGGGGCCGUCGUGCGCAGCGGCGAACGCGGCGGUCGGCAGUGGCGGAGGCAAGAAGUCGAAGGAGCGCCUUUCGAUUCCGCCUCGGAACUGCGGCCCCAAGUUCGAGGAGGGAGCGCGAAUUCGGAAUUUCACGCACAAGGAGUUGCUGCGGGCUGCCGACACGCCGGGCGCUUCGCUCGCGGAGGGCCUCUUGCUCUUGCGAGCUGCGGGAAGCGUCUGUCGAUUUCAUUUAGACGAAGUGUUGAUGCUCAUCGCCGUUGUCGUCGUCGAACUCGUGACGCAGUGGUGGCUCAAACGGCAGUACGCGUUCCUCGCGAAACAGGAACGGACGCUGAUGAAGAAGGAAAAGGCGCAGGCAGCCUUGCUGGCUGCCGAGGCUCGCGAGGCGGCCGUCGAGGCCGAGCACCAAGUCAGCAGUGCGCAGUGCGCUCUUGAGGCGGCGGCACAGGCUCUGGCGACCGCCCAGGCGGAGGUCGAGAGACUCGAGACCGCGAGCCUCGCAGGUCUCGAGGCAGACGGCGACGAGGCGGCUAGAGACAUGAGCCGCGGCGGGCACCGCGCAGGAGCGGCAGGAUGCCUGUCACUCCCUGCGAACGCAGCCGAGGGAUACGGCACCGGCGAAGCUGGAGACUUGCGGGGAACGCGUGCACGACGGUCGAUGUCCCUAGAUCUGCGCUCCGCACGGAGGGAGGACAGAGGCAGAAGCCGCCGGGAUUGUCUCGCCGCGCGCCACUUGGCCCCGCCGCUGAGGUGCCGGCUUCUCUCUGUGUUACGCGGGCCUUCUCGCGGCGCGACCCCUCCCCGGUCCGAGGAACAAGGAAACGGGAAAGACGACGCGUUCGCAUCUGUUGACGGAGUUUCAUCAGCGGGCAGCCAAACCUUCGCUUCGAUCCCUCAGGCGGCGACUCCUCAGCAGCUCCAGCAGUUCGUGCCGUACGAGGGCAUGACCCUCCACGAGCUGUGUUCGGCAGAAGGUGUGCAGAGGCUGGUGGACGCGAAGAACAGACGAGAUCGACGCCGCCUCGAACGCGGCAGAAAGAAGUGUGAGAAGCUCUCGAAGAUUCUGGUGUCUGCGCGAAGGCCCGAGAGUGCCCGUCGCUCGAGCGCAGCAGAGCACACAUGCCGAGAGCCGCAUGCAGACGUUCAACAAGCCGAAGGCGAAGCAACGAUGGAAGCGAGGCCCAACGAUGAGAACAGCCACCCGCGCACUGAGGAGCCUGCCGAACAGCGUGAGCUCGGCGACCGCGAAAUAGGAGCCCCAGAGGGUACGGAUGAAGUCGGCCUGGAGGACUCCGGGGAGCGAGGCCUAGAGCGUGACGAGGAACUUCCAGGUGCUUCGUUUAAGGCGUUCGGCGCGGGCCCGAGACGGGGGGGCCCUGGGCGAAAGAAGCUGAUUAGGCAAGAGGACCAAGACGACGCUCAGCAGGCCGGGGAACAAGAGGGCGGUCCUCUCCACGGAGGCAGUCCGUAUUCGUCUACAGUGGUUUCAGAGCAAGACGACGAUGCGUUCCAAUACAGUGACCAUGUGGGAGAGAUAUCGAGCAGCAGUGAGCCGGAGUAUAUGGCUGCACUUUUCGAUCCCGAGGAAGGCGCGCGUCUCCUCUCGCAACGUCGUCGGCAACAGCUCCUGCGUUCUCUUCAGCGAUCCGCGAGGAAAAAGCUGGGGUUUGGUGGCGAAAAAGAGAACGGUCAACGGAACCGUCCACGGUCUUCGUCUGCACAUGACUUUAUCUCGCAUCGCCCGUAUCGGUGCGAAGACGUGCCUCUCGCUGCUGACUGGAGGCGAGGUAGCGAAGAAGGCCAGGACCACUCCCGUGGAGUGUCCGUAUUCGGUUCCUCCGGGGAGCCUAGGCCUUGUGCGGUUGAGGCCUCAAGUGAGACGGCGACUCCGGGGGUGUCGCCAGGCCUCGCCAGCGCCCAUCAGAAGACCGCGGAUGCCCGUGCCGCGUUCGCCGAAGCGACGCAGAAUCUGGCGAACGCGAAAGAGCAGGCGGCGGCGGCGCGACACGCAGCGAAGGAGGCGGAAGCGCGAGCAGGCCGUCUCGGCAAAGACGUUUUCGACGGCCUAGAUUUGGAUAAAAUGGAGAGCGGCAGAAGGCGGACGCGAGCGAGUGGAUCGAGCACUACACUCUGGCAAGACUGUCCCUGGAAUGUGGGGCUCGAAUCUUGGGAGUGGAUUCCGCAGGUGGUCAGGCGGCAGCGUCCGUCGCGACGAACUCGAAGAGUUGGAGGGCCACGCUUGCCUCAAGGGUAUGCUGCGCCUUUUGGCGCAUGUCAGGCUACAGACGCAUUCGGGUCAGAAGAGGCCUCGGGGCUUGGCGCUCGGGGUCCAGGCCAGGCCGUAGCAUCGUCGAGUCGUGAACCGGGCUUCUCUAGCCCAAAGGGCGAAGAGCCAAGCCGCGCCGUUGACGACAAGGAGAAUGCAGCUCUGGCGUGCCAGGAAGGGGACGACAGCGAGCACGGGCAGUCGCCGUUUGGUGCGUUCACAACCGACACAGAGAGCAAUGCGAGCAAAAAGGCUCUGCAUUCCCGCAAGCUGUCCCCGGCUUCCGUGCCUUCCACGUCUUCGCACUUUGCCAGUCGGGUCCGGUCAAAGAGACCCAGGGCGAAGCGUCUCUCGUCGCCCCAGAUAGGGCCGUCUCCCGCUGGCGAGACGCCGGCGCCGCCGCGGACGAGCGGCGAUCUCGGCGAGGACGACUUUUCGCUGUGGGGCGGCGCAGGCGGGGAAGGCGACGUGGCCGCUGCCUCGCCGCAUGCAGACGCUGGUCUCGCCAACGGCGCGCUCGCAGAGCUGCCGAGCCGCCGCAGCGGCAGCUCCUCUGUGAGCUCCGGUUCCAAGCGCAAAACGGCGAGGGGCUACGACGAGGACGCGAUCCGGCAAGGGACUGCUUCCCCGCAUUCGCCUGCUGUGGCGCCGUGGCUGCCAGCGGGGCCGCAGUGGGCGACCGUGGCGGCAGCGCGCCGUGCGGCUGCAACGCAGUGUGUGUUGUGGGGCUUCUGCGAGUACCUGGCGAGCUUCCUUCCAGAAGACGAGACCAGUAGUCGGUCGCUCUCCUACGUCUACGUCUCUUCCUCGCUCCCGCAAGAGCCCGCGGCGAGUACAGGCAGUGGCACGGCGCCGCCGACGACGGCGGUGGCUUUGUUCAAGCGCUCGUUGCGCGACUUUGACUUCAUCAAGAAAGAGUAUGCAUUCCGCCUCUUGCCUCCUCAGGCGGAGCAUCAGCAGCAGCAGCUGGCCGUCCAGCUCCACGAGGACGAAGGCAGCCUGUGGGGCUCGGCGCCGGGUGACCUGAGCACGCGAUACAGGCCUGGCGCGGACGCCGGCGAGACGGACGGGGGGCGAGCGCGAGACGCAGUGCGGAAGGAAACUGGAACGCCGAGCCACGAGAAGCUGUCGGACGAAGAGCGGGCGUCUGGCGACGACAGCACAGGGCGCGGUGGGUGGAGCGAUGAUACCGAGGAUGCGACAGAGACGUCGAUGGACGACGCCAGCGAGGAAGAAGCCACGCUUGGGCGAGUUGGCGGGGCACUCGACGGCCAGAAGGAUAACGAAAAGGAAGGUAACCGGUGCCGCGCGGGGUCGGGCCCAGCCUCGGAGCGGGCGCGCAGGAGGAAAGCGCGACGGCGCUCUGGAGAAGAAAGCGACGAAGAGGAAGACGAUAAAGCCUCCGUGCUGUCGCUCACGCGUCUGGUGGAAAUGCUCGAUUCGCUCCCUCUGCAAGUCCCGAUGAAAGGCCGACUCGUCUACACGUUGCUCUCCGCAGUCGAUUGGGCAGUUCAAGCUCGGGAGGCGAUCGCGUUCCUCCCCAGGGACUCCCUGCGCCGGCAGUGGGUGCACUUGAUUCAAGACGCAGGCGAGACACCGCAGGAUCCGCCGCUUCCCGUCACGCGUUCACUUCUUCUUUCGCAUGUGCGGCGUGACGCCAGGAGCGCGGCAGCGGACGAACGGGCGAGCGCUGAAGGCGAGGCCAAGAAUGAGGCAGACGCCACGACCGACGGGCAGAGCGCGGGUGGCGCCAGUCCGCGGGGCAGGACGGAGGAGAGCGAGGACGAAUCCAAUGGCGGCGGGCCCACGGUGGAGUCAGGCGAGGCGCGUGAGGCUCCAGCCAACGAGAGCAAGGUGGAAGGAUCGGAAGCUGUCUCUUCUUCUGAGGACUGUAUUCCCAUUGCAUCCCCGGGACUGGUCCUCGCCUCCGACGGGACGGCGUUGCCUGUUGCGGGGAAGCCCGCGAACGACCUCGAGUCCCUCGAUGCUGCAGGCGAGCAACGCGAGGACACACACGACGAGGCUUCGUCUGUGCACGGCUCCACGUCCGUUCGCUCUCGGCGGCGCCGGGCUGCGCGGCAAUUCUCGCCGUCUUCCCAGGACCGCCGGCGAUUGAGUCACCAGCGCCUGUCGUGUGGGCAGUCGCUGGACGAGGCUGCGACAAGUUUGUCGCCGUCCUGUGCCACGCCGAAUGGGGCCGGCUGCGGCUUCUCCGGGUCGCUGGCCGACGCAGCGAGCGCCGCCCAGGACAGGUUCCUGAUUCAGACCUUCCCUCACCCGACGCUGUCUCCGAUUCAGCGCGCCUUUAUCUACGUCGAGGAGGCUUCUGCGCUGCUUCACGCGACUUCCCCCGAGGUCUGCCUGGUGUGCGCCCGGCCCCCCACCGUGCCGCGCGCAGCUGCGGUCUCGGCGGCGUCGAUUUCUGCGGGGACUGUCGCCGACCUCGACGACGAGCUCGCCCGCGAAGGCGCCGAGGGGAUCGCCGCAGGCCGCUCCUGGAUUCGGUGCGCCGAGUGCUCUCGUGCGUUCCACGUCGCAUGCGUUGAGAAGCUCGCCAGACAGCAGGCGAUGCGCGAGACGGGCCAGGACGGCGUAGGCUGGGGGACGGACGGCGCGGGCGCCUUCUUCGGCGACCAAGGCGCCGGCCUGAAAUCGCCCUCGGCAGCGACGCUGCGGAUCGUGUCGGGCACUGGCGGCACAGAAGGCGACCGCGCGAUUGUCGGGGACGCCUCGCGGGGGUGUCGGCAAGAGCCGGGAGAGCGAGACGAAGCUUUUGAAGGCGGGCGAUACGACGCCGACGAUCUUCAACGGUUCCCGCCGGGGGCGCUCGACCCUGCAGCUGGCGGAGCCGGAGAGCGAGACUUCAUGAAGGCGGGAAGAGGCGAAGACGUCCUUGCGUGUGGCUUCCCGCCCACGUGGCGGUGCCCGUGCUGCAUCGUCAGAACCGGGUCGUUCUCUGACGCAGCACUGGAAUUCUUCUUCCUCACGUUCACGUCUACGCUGCGCAUCGCCACGGAUCGUGACGGCACGCGGAGAAUGCCUUCCUUCAGACGCGUGCAUCGUUUGCUGAAGACUGCGUCUGGGUGGCCUCUGCGAGGUAUCCAGCUGCGCGAGCGGCACAUUCUCCAGCAGAGAAUGUGUCUUCUUCGCCUGUGGCUGUCGGACUACCACACAUUCCUGCUUUCUCUGCCGACAAAGCACAGCACGUUUGCUGACCUUUGCGCCUUUAAGCGCAUCGCCAAGCAGCAGAGACACAUGAAGGCGCUGUCUCCUGCGGGGCCCUCUCGCGACCAGAGCGCCGUGCCCCUGUCGAAGGCCGUGACUGCGCCGGCCGGGGAGGACGAAGAGGGCGAGCAGGAGGGCGAGGAAGCACAAAAGGCAAAGGCAGGCGAGGAAGACGUGGCGCUUCACGUGGAUAUGGAGAAGAAGAUAGGCGAGGGAGAGGAAGAGGAAAACGAGAAAUGGGAGGGAGAGGAAGGCAACGGCAUGAAAGCGGAGCUGGAGGCCGAGGCCGACAAGAUGUCGGAAUGGCGGGCGAGAGAGCCAACCGACGAAAAAGGAGACGAAGGCGUCGACCUAGGAGAGGUGGCCGGACACCCUCUCCCGAACGGGCUGGAGGGCGGAGAAGUCAAGGCAGAGGACCGGUGGCGUGAAGAUAAACACGCAAAGGGACACCCAGGAAGACCUGCGCGGGGCGGAGAAGGCGACGCUGUGCGCCCUCUCGGUCCCGAGGAAGAAAGCGCAGAAGACGCCCAGGAAGCAGCUCUUGAGACGUCUGGACAGGUCGCCUCCUUGGCUGCGGGGUCGGAGAUGGACUGUGGGCUCCGAGGGUCAGACGAAUCCCGAGAAGGCGGAAUCGGUGGAAUGCCAGAGGGAGAGUACGAAGCAGAGAGGGACUGUGCGGCGCGUGAGUCGUCGGAGCCUGGUUCGUGGGGAGCAUUCUCGAAGGGCCGUGAAGAGGACGCGACUGAAUACAGUGCAGGUUCUCCAGAGACGAAUGGCGAGAGAGAAGGUGAAGGCGCGCAUGCGCCCGAGGACGGCGGCCUCGUCGCGCCUGACGCAAGUGACAUGAAGGUCGAGCACGAAGAGCACGAGGACGAAAAAGCGGACAGGGAGGAUGCUGAAGCUCCUGAAGCUUCUGAGGCGGCCCCCCGCCAACCGGCGGUCCAAAAGAAGCAGAAGGCGCCGCUGGCGCCAUCGACGAGAACGACGCGGAGUCGGACAGGGGCGAUCAAGGCCCCGUCCGCGCGGCAGAUGCUUCACCUGGAUCGGCGAGGCACGAAGCUCCAGGGACGGAAGCCAAAGGGAAUGUCCCGUGCCGGUCGUCUGCCGGGCGCAUUCGGACAGCCUGCAGAUACUCCGUUGGAUGGCCUCCCGUCUUCGCAAGACGCGAGCUUAUUCCCGCCCACCCACACCGCCGGGGCUGCCGGCGUCGACGCGUCCCUUGCUGGGGGUGCGGGCGGAGGCCUGAACGCCUUCUGGUUCCUCGAAGACGGCACGGGCUUCACGACCCAGGGGACCGCGCCCGGCGCGCCUGCGUCUCUUCUCGCUCCAGCGGGAUUGUCGCGCCAUCUCUCUGUCUCCUCUGCGUGCGUGAGACCAGGAAAGCGACUGGGUGGCCCAGGCCGCGGGAAACGCGGACCCACAGGAGUCAGUCACUUGGCGUCUCUGGGCUUUGACGGGUUCGGGCACGGCCGAGGCCCUGGCGGGAAAGGCGCAGCGGGCGGCUCGGCCCGGCGAGGACGCGGGCGCCGAGGUGGGCAUCCCCAUCGGCUGGGAGGAGGCGCGAAAGGCGCUACCCAGGGCGGAUCGGCGGGCGCCGCAGGCGACAGGACGAUGGCGCAUGAUCCCGGCCUGCGGCAGGAGAGAACGCGGAUGUUUGUUGAGGUCGAGAAGCGGCUUCUGGGCCGGCUGAUUGUCCACCUGGAGACAGACAGCGCGGACGAGAGAGAGGAGGAAGAGCGCGAGGACAAGGCGAGCGUGGCGCGCUUUGUAGCCGACGGUUGGGAAGCCGGAAGAAGACUGGCGGCGGACGAGGCGGAAGCAGGCGGCCUCGCGCUAGGAGACGCCUCCCGUCCCGUCUCGGAACACGAAGAGGGAAACCAAGGUCAGGACGACAUGGUGUCCCCGGGCACCAAGCGACCCCGAUUCCGGAGUUCCGCCCUAGCGCCUGUUUCCUCGAUUUCUUCGAGAGCGUCCGGACGCUACGGCGACCGAGGGAGCGGAGACGAGGACGGGGCGGAGCUUCUCGCGGCUGCCCGCGCGGAAGACGGUAGGGGGACAAUCAUCGAAAUCGUCCUCCCGAAGGGCCUAGGUCGCCUAAAAAAGGGUAUGCGAGGCCUGGACUGGGGACGCGUCCCGGAGAUCCACGGUCUCUCUUUGAUGCUGUGCGUCGGUAUGUUCCUUGGCAUUGGACGCGUGGAAGAAGUCCACGAGCUCGACCUGCUGCUCGACCAACUGCACAAAUGGAACAGUGCUCUCAAACUUGUCGCCGACAUCCUGCCUCAAGGACGCCGGGCAGCUCCUCCCAGUGCAGCUUCGCGGCCAGCGCCGGCCUGCGUGCCCCUACAAAAGGUUUCAACUGUCCCCACUCCGACUGCUGGGCCUACGGGCGCCACGGACAGUUCCGGCGCGGGCGCCUCUGCGCUGGCUGCGGGACAACCCGCGGGUGCGGCUCCCAGUCCGAAUGCACACGGUGCCUCAGACUGGCCAUGCGUGUCCUUUGCCGCUCUGAAGCUGUGGCUGUCGGACGCCCGCCCCCACCGAACUGUGUCGGUCCCGUAUCUGUGGAAGGCGGAGACCCUGCUGAUGGAAGGCGUAGCGCUGCAGGCGCGGCUCCAGGAGGCGCUCGCGGAGAUCGAGAGGGAGGAAGAAGACGAGCGCUUGGCCGAGGCGCGAGACGAAGAACAAGCGACACGCGCACAGGAGACAGGGACAAGUCAGGACCAGUCGAUGAGUCGAGUUCCUGUGCAGGCAGCUGGAAGCGCAGCGGAAGGCCAAGAACCACAAGGCGAUGGUGGCGAGCACGACGGCAGGCUCGGCAGUGGCGAGAACGCGCCGGAGAGUGAGAACGAAGACGCACUGGCCGUGGCUGCUGACGAAGCUCCCGACGGCUCUGCGUCGUCUGGACCCUCUGCCGCGCCUCCGGAGUCCGACGCGGUGGACGAAGAGGCCGAGGACUGGCAGCGGCUCGACGCGCUGGCUGGAGCUCGGCGAAGGGUGUGGGGCGCACGCGCAAGGCACUCUGGGGCGGGCGGGACGCAGCUCGCGCGGGCCCCCGGAGAGAGCGACGCGCUGUGUCUGCUCGAGAAGCGCCACGUGGAGUGGCUUAAGCUGGAGCAGCAACUGUUCAACGCUGGCAUUACGGGCCUCGAAGGCGAGGAGUUCUUUCACCAUCUGGUCGCGUGCAGUGCGUGGUUCCGAGAGGCCUCCCUUCUCGUUGCGUCUGUUCGCUUCCACGGGCUCAAGAAUCGUACGCAGCGAGUGCGUCGGGCAAGCAAGGUGGAAGGCGGAGGAGCACCUGAGGGGCGAGCUCUUCGACAAGCUCCUGGGGGCGAAGGCGGCCCGUCGCAGGACAGGCGACAGGGUGACCAUCCGAGUCCUAAAGACGAGGAACGCGAGAGGAAUGGAGAGGCCAGCGACGUGUCGACGCAACUCGCCGCCUCUGCAGUCCCGUUCGUCCAACGGUCGGUUUACCACCUCUGGCGAAUGACUCAGGUGUAUGCCCCGUUAACGAGAAAGUGUCUGGACCGCUGCAGGGAGCGUACGGAGACGAGGAGGCAGCGCGACCAGCUGUCUUCAGCGCACGAGCAGAACGGCGCAGAAAGCCUGGCGUGUGCUGUCAAAUCCGAAGGUGCGGAAGCCACGCCAUGCAGAUUGGCGGCGGCGUCGCCUGAUGGGCCCCCGGCCGCGGGAACCGGGCGUAACUCGACUGAGGACGCGGCGCGCCCGGCGCUCGUGCCGGACAGCGGCCCGGGGUCUCCGCGAGAUCCGGGAGCGUCUGCAAAGGCCAGUUCUGACGGAGAACAGGAGGGGCUGCACCAAAACCCGGAGACGCCACUUCCCGUUCGAGUGCGAGGCAGCGUGCGCGUCUUCGUUGAGGAGGGCAAAUUCCUCAGCCGCCUUCUGCGGUCCACGCUGGAUCGCGCCAUGGCUUUUGAAAAGAAACUUCGUAGCCUCCGCGUUCUCGCGCCUCUCCCGCCAAUUGUGCUUCCGCAGGAGGUCACAGCCCUGGCCGAUGCUCCUGCCGCUUCGCCUCCUGGGGCGUCACGGUCUGGGGACCGGUGUCGGUCGCUGGAGCUCGGUGGCGUCGAUCGCGCAGAAGGCGGGGCCGAGCCGUCAGCGCCGGCAGGGGACGGAGCAGAGGCCGCGAUGCCCAGAGACGCAGGUCAUCCGGAGCCUGCUACCGAGGAAUCUGGACUCGCAAGAGCCCCGCUACACACAGCGAAUCCUGAGACGGCCGAUGCGCCUCCAUCGCAGGAGGCGCCUGGACAAGCAGAAAGCCGUGCAAGCGAACGGGGAGACAACAAUCGCGGAAAGGGUGUGAAACCUGACAAACUCUCCAUGGCGCAGUGGGAGGAGUUGCUGUACGAAGCAAGGAGCAUCGGGAUCCGCGUCGAACGAGUCGACUGGAUCCUGAAGGAGAACGAGGCCGUUCGACGAUGCGAGCAACAACUCCAAAAGGUGGCGAACCAGGAGCUGAAACUGCCCUCGGUUCAGGCCUUGCAUGCUCUGGUGACCGAGGCAGCCACUUUGCCCGUGUCUUUGCUGGCGCUCUCUGCCGUCGAGGCAGGUGUCGCGGCGCUUCUGUCGUGGCGAGCGAAAGCGGAGGCCGCGCUGCACCAAGUUCAGCUGCAUCUGCUUCUUCAGCGGCGCCAACAGGCGGCUCCGCAGCUGCUCCAGCAGCUGCAGUUGCUCCAGCAGCUGCAACAGCAUCCCGUGAAUGUCGAGGCCGUUCGCGCGCUGUUGCGAGAAGCCGAGACUCUGCCUGUCCAGGCAUCCAGCGUGCCUCUGUACCAGGAACUGUCUCAGCGCCUGGAAGACCUGGCGCUCCUCGAGCAGCAGCAAGCAGAGAGGUCGCGGGAAGGCGCGAAGCAGCUCCAGGGUUCGCUCUCCUCUCAGCCGGCUUGGGGCGCGGCCUUGGCAGCCGUGGCGGCUCAGCACCAGCAGCACCAACAGCUUCUGCAUUUGCAGUCGCAGAGCCGCAGCGCCGAAAACCCCUCGCUUCCGCAGGGUCUGACUCCGUCGCCAGCGAGCCUCUCGCUCGCUCAGUCGCUGCUCUCGGGCGUGGGAGGGACGGGCGGCGGGGCGUCGCCAGCGGCAGCUGCAGUCGCGGCGCUUCAGCAGCAGCACAUUCUUCGCCACCUGGCAGCGGGCGGCAGUGCCUCCCAGGUUUUCGCGGCGGGGAAACACAACCAGGCCGCUCUCCAGGGUCGAGGCGUGUCGUCCGCGGCGACUGGCAGCGCCGACGGCGACAGAGCCUCCGUGCAAGACGGGGACGAAGGCCUCGGGGGGACAGCCGGCCCGAAGCGCGGCUCGCGCGGAGGCGCCCUAGGGCGACCGAAGAAGAAGUCGCGACCUACGCUUCCGCCUGCGCAGGCACCCGUGUCCCACCAUGCGUCGCAUUCCCUCGGAAUGGGUGGUGUCGGCGGCGCAGGCGUGUAUGGAUCUGCGAGCCAAGCGGCGGUCUACCCACAGGCUGGCGCGUCGCACUCGGAGCAGAGCCAGGCUCUUCAGCGAGGCGCAGCCCCGUGUGGGGCCGCCGAGCGAGGCGUUGGCGGCGCGCGUUUUUCCGGCGGCGGGCCGGGGCCUCUGUCGGGGCACGGCCCGAGUCAGCACGAAGGCGGGAGCAGAUCGCCGUCGGCAGUUGCAGCCGCGACGCAGUUGCUGCUUCAGCAACAACUGCACCAGCACCAGCUGCAGCAUUUGCAGCAGCAGCGCCACCAACUCCUUCAGCACCAGCUGCUCCACUCCCACCAAGGGGGGGGGCCUCAGCAGUCGCCGGGCAUGCGGCCCGCGUCGACCGGUGGGGCGCCGGAUCUGCCUGCUGGCUCGACGGGCGCCAUGGGAGGCAGUGGGGGCGGCGAAGCCCUCGUGAGCGGAGGCACUGGCGGCGGACAGGGCCAGACCUUUUUGCAGCACCGACUGCAGCUUGACCAUUUGCAGCAGCUGCAGCAACAGGUGCAUAGACAGCAGCUCCUUCAAGAGCGACAAAUGCUGCCUUCCGGCGGGCAGCCCCAACUGCCUCAGCAGCUCCAGCAGCUCCAGCAGCAGCGCGCUCAGCAACAGGCUCUCCAACAACAGAGGCAACUUCUUCUCCACCAGCAACAGAUGCGGCAUCUCACCCAGCCUCCUCAAGGCAUGCCACCGCCCCGAUAG